Molecule: messenger RNA, 4262 nt
Organism: Esox lucius (northern pike)
Lineage: Eukaryota; Metazoa; Chordata; Actinopteri; Esociformes; Esocidae
Gene: yod1
Product: YOD1 deubiquitinase
Exons: 3
Coding region: 1308-2216 (302 amino acids)
Biological process (GO): endoplasmic reticulum unfolded protein response; protein deubiquitination
Cellular component (GO): nucleus; cytosol
Molecular function (GO): cysteine-type deubiquitinase activity; protein binding
Source: RefSeq, a predicted model, not a curated record
GGCAUGUUUUAUCUUUUAAUGGUAUACUUCAACAUUUAUUGACAUAUUUCAACAUUUAAUGACACAUUUCAUUGUGUAUUUCAUGAUCACAAGGGAUGUCAAUCAGUGUAAGUGGGUGGUCUUAAGCUGCUGAUAGACUAAACCAGUGACACUAUCUUCACCAACAGCUGCUCACUUGUGGGAAUUCAAACAGCAUUUGGAUGCAUUAGUUGCACUGGAUUUAACUGCUAGCGAGCAAUUGUAUAAACAACAGUGUGCCAGAACCUUUUUAUAUACAAACUCGAAAUUAAAUUGUUGUAACUCAGUACAAACGCUAAUGCUGCCAAAUACUGUUUGGAUUUUCAUAAACGAGCAACUGUUGGUGAAGCUGGUGUCGCUGGAUUAGCUGCUAAAGACAUCUUGUGGUCAUGAAAUAUGAUUUGAAAUACGGCAUUAAAUGUUGAAAUGUGUCAUUAAAGGAUGAAACGCGCCAUGAAAUUAUGAAAUUAGUCACAAUGAUAUGAAAAUGGCCAUGAAUUUAUGAAAUACGUUAUGAUGAAAAUAAAAGGAUUAGGAAAUAUAAUGUAUUAUUAUGAAAUAUCGUACCACUAUUUUAAAAAGGGGCCUUUCAUGAUUUAUUAAAUGAAUGAUUCAUACAUUUAAUUAUUAUUUUGUCCUCCAUAUAUUUUAUGAUCACAAGAGAUAUGUCAAUCAAUGCAAGUGGGUGGUCUUAAGCCGCUAAUCCAGCAACACUAGCUUCAACAGUUGCUCAUUUGUGGCCAUUCAAAAACGAUUUCAUAAUAAUAUGACACUUAAAACAAUACUUAUUUAGUUUUAUAUCUAAUAAUUUCAUUUUGACCCCACUGGUCGUCCAUAGGUUUCUAGUUCAUUAUUUAAGAUUAUUUUCAGGCACUUUAAAUGUCAAAUGAGCCAGCUCUUUCAGGUGAACAGAUCCAGAAGAGCCGGCUCACCAAAAACACUUGGAAUCACUAGUCCAUAUGUGAGAUGACAAGUGCCUGAUUAGUACCUGUGCUGUUUCCACUGUGAGGUGAGGUUGUACUCUAUGAAUGUUGUAGAUCAUCAACCUUCAGGAGUCACUGCCUUAUAUGUUUGUGGAUAAUGACAGGGUGUUGUCCAGGGUCUGUGCCCUCUGGGAGGGGGACCCCGUGGAGUUAUCAGCUAUGAUGGAGAGGUCUUGAAGCAGGCAGGCCAUCUUCCACUGGAGGAAGAGCAACACCUUCUUGUCAAGGUUGAGCUUAAAAACAGCAGUACUUCUGGAGUUGAGGACCACUGGUCAAGCAUAUGCCUGCAGUUUGAAGGACCCCAGAAUGUUGCGUCUGCGUUGCAAAACCAAAAAUGGGAGCCACAUAAUGCAGGGCCUGACCCACCAGUCAUGUGUGCAGGAGCUUAAGAGCAAGGUAGAAGAACUGACUGGAAUACCCUGUGAUGUACAGAAGAUCAUGGUUGGCUACCCUCCCUCUAGCCUGGACCUACGAAAUGGAGAUGCUCACCUCAAGGAUUACCCCAUCAAAUCAGGCGAUACAUUGAUUGUUGAAGAGGAGAAGAACAAGAUGAAGACGCAGACUACAAAUUCAACUGUGACAAAGGCACUGCGCCUCGAGUCCCUGCCGGUGCUGGCUAGACGGGUCGUUCCAGCAGACAACUCCUGCCUGUUCACCAGUGUGUCCUACGUGGUGGAGGGCGGGGUUUACGACCCGGCCUGUGCCCCUGAGAUGCGAGGCCUCAUCACCCAGAUUGUGUCCAGUGACCCCACUGCGUACUCCGAGGCGGUGCUGGGGAAGACCAACGAGGAGUACUGCACUUGGAUCCGACGGGACGACACCUGGGGCGGAGCCAUUGAGGUGUCCAUCCUGUCCAAGUUCUACCAGUGUGAGAUCUGUGUAGUGGACACGCAGACGGUACGCGUGGAUCGAUUCGGCGAAGACGCCGGCUAUCACAAACGCGUGCUGCUCAUCUAUGACGGCAUCCACUACGACCCACUUCAGAAGGAGACGCCCGGGUCUGACGCCCCACCCCAGACCAUCUUCUCCACCACAGAUGACAUCAUCCUGGCCCAGGCCUUGGAGCUAGCGGAUGAGGCACGACGGAAGCGGCAGUUCACGGACGUCAACCGCUUUGCCCUGCGUUGCAUGGUUUGUCAGACAGGCCUAGUAGGACAGAAGGAGGCCCGGGAACAUGCCAAGGAGACGGGCCAUACCAACUUUGGAGAGGUGUGAGUCAGAGCGCUCCUCAGGCCCCCUCCACUUUCACGACCACCAUGAACCCCCAUGCCACAACAUCUGUGUCUGUACAUUCCUCUACCUCACUCAGGCUAUGGAGGUUCUGCAGACACGGUUCAGUCUUACACAUUCAGUAUUCUAAUAACAGCUGUCACUGUUAUACUGCAAAGUUAAUCAAAAAUAUAAAUUGUUCUGAUGACAAUUUUAGGCUCACAUAAGGAAGUGUCUACACUAAACUCAACACAGUGGGUGAUUGUUUUAGUCUUGUUGCUCAUCAAUGUGGCAUGUGUUGUCGACACUAAUGGAGCUGCAUAUUAAAAUGCUGUUGGUUGGUUGGUUUUUUGUUGAUAUUAUAAUUUUAAUUGACGUUGCAUUUUUUACUCUGAAAUUUAUGAUAAUGUCCUUUUUUUGUAAGAUCUCAGCCAAUCAAGGCUGUAUAUGUAAAUUACUUGCAGUUAAUUCAUACCCACAUAAUUAGACACAUCAUAAAUAAAUUAAUGGUAUAUUUGAGUUUUUUAUUAAAUAAGCACACAGUGAUUUAUUAGACAUACUGUGAUGAUAAAAGCAAUUCAUUUAUAAAAAGACUGAACAGGGCUUGUAUUCCAAAAUGAAAGAUUCCUAAAAAUGCCUUGUCAGUUCUGACUUUUUGUGCUGAAAUUUAGUUUUGCAGCCAUUGUGGUAUGAUACAUGAUUAAGUUUACACAUCUAUAACAUUUUGUUUUGUGGGUGCCUCACCAGUACUUGGAUAAACAGUGGAAAAUCUGAUUUCAUCCAUUUACUUGGUAGAAAAGGUUUGCCGUGGCAGAUUGUCCUUGGUACUUGGUAAUACGUGUUUAUCUAGAUUUCUUAGGUCAAUACAACCUUGAAUUCCUUAAUGGUGCUGUGACAAGCUUACUUUAUUUUUUAAUGUAGGCUAUAUGCUAUUACAUUUAUUUAUUUUUCUUCAUUUUUUUUGCGGUGUGGGUUCUCAGUCAAAAGGUCUCUGGAUUAAAAUACAGUUCUGCAUUCAUCUUGAUGUAAAGCAUUAAUAUUUCAUGCUAUUAUUAUGCUUGGCAUUGCUGUUUAAGACCAUGGCAUUGGUUUUCUUUAAUAUUACUUUUUAUCUAUAUUUAUGGUGUCAUAUUUAAACUGAAGAAGUGUUAUGGACUUCAGACAAUGGAUGAUUGACUGAAAAAUUGCUAAAUGCCUCUUUUUUUUAAUCUUUCAACUUAUAGAGAGACUGAAUUAUAUAGAAUGUAAAUCUAUUGGUGGAAUCCUAUUUAUAUUUGCAGUUCAGGCACUGUCUACACAAUGUGCUUUGCUUCUCAACAUUCACUUAAUGAUAGUGCUUCUCCCUUUUUCAUCUGCAAAACCCUCUCACUCAUAUUGUUGGACUAUUAUGAGGACCACCAAGUGAACUGAUUGUUCCAAUGUUGAUCUACAUCCAUGCGUGUUAAAUCUAAAUCCAAAAACCACCAGUACUUUGGGAUCGGAGGCCUGGAGUUGUAAACCACUGUACACAAAACAAUACUUCAAUCCUAACUUUUUUCUUCAAAUGGUUUGUGUGUUUUUCUAGCAAAAAUAAUCAUGGAAUUGUUUUGUUGGCAGUGACUGGCAUUAUGACGAAAGGCUGGUGACAUUUUUAUGACUACUAAUGCAGAUCAAGUUCCAUAUUUCUAAACAAAAUAUUUAUUUUAGCUUUUUUCUGCUGUUCAUAAACAGACACCAAGUGUCUGAUUUUACAAUUCAGAAAAUAUCCUGUGACUUAUUUAUAGAACAUCUACAACAUUUUUCAGCACUAAAAAGCUUGUCUUUAAAUUAAAUACUCUUGAGUCAGGGAUGGUUUUGUGUGGUAGCCUAUAUGUUGCACAGACUUUCCAAAGCUUUUGGUAUGUAGGAGGUAUGGUUGUAGUGGGUGUAGAUGUGACUGAGCUAUGACUUCUCCUAUAUUCUGGAUGUUAAAGGACACUUUCAAUGAAUGUUGCACACAAAGCACUACAGAGAAACUGGGUUUACUUGAUUUUUUUCAAUGUUGUGUCACAAUAAAGGUCAUCAUUUAGGAGA